Messenger RNA from Tachysurus vachellii, 1722 nucleotides. Its product is annotated as calsequestrin-2-like. Gene Ontology annotation, molecular function: calcium ion binding. Gene Ontology annotation, cellular component: sarcoplasmic reticulum lumen. The transcript has 11 exons. The coding region runs from base 184 to 1416 and encodes 410 amino acids. Gene Ontology annotation, biological process: regulation of cardiac muscle contraction by regulation of the release of sequestered calcium ion. The record is from RefSeq and is a predicted model, not a curated record. Lineage: Eukaryota; Metazoa; Chordata; Actinopteri; Siluriformes; Bagridae.
CAGACUCAAUGCUAAUGCUUCACUACAGCUGUUUGUGUCUGAGAUUUUUUUAUUUAAAUCUCUCUUUUUUUCCAUUAGGUUAAGGACUUGACCUCUCUCAGCCUUAACUUUCCCAGAAGGAUUUGCAAUCUAAUUCCAGUCCCUCUUCUUCUCCAUCUGCUUGGACCCUCUUUUCUUUGGAUCAUGUUGUCUCUCUGGCUUCUCCUUAUCUCCUACUUGUCUCUUUUUUCCAGAAGUUCUACAGAAGAAGGCCUAGAAUUCCCAAGCUUUGAUGGAAAGGACAGAGUGCUGAACAUCAACGAGAGGAACUAUAAGAAGGCGCUGAAGAAGUAUGACAUGCUGUGUCUGCUUUACCAUGAACCGCUGCCCUCAGACAGGGAGCUGCAGCAGCAGUUCCACAUGAGGGAGAUGGUGCUGGAGCUGGCUGCCCAAAUCUUGGAAGACCGAGACAUAGGGUUCGGACUGGUAGAUUCCAAUAAGGAUGCCAAAGUGGCUAAGAAUCUUGGAUUGGAGGAAGAGGGCAGCAUUUAUGUCUUUAAGGAUGAACAUGUGAUUGAGUUUGAUGGAGAGCUCUCUGCAGACACAUUGGUCGAGUUCCUGUUAGAUCUUCUGGAGGAUGCAGUGGAGCUCAUCAGUAACCCUAUGGAGCAGCGGGCUUUUGAGAGGAUGGACGAAGACAUCCGUCUCAUUGGUUACUUCAAAGGCAAAGAUUCAGAACACUACAAGGCUUUUCAGGCGGCUGCAGAACGAUUUCAGCCUUACGUGAAGUUUUUCGCCACGUUUGACAAAGGGGUGGCCAAGCAGCUGACUCUUAAGAUAAAUGAAGUGGAUUUCUAUGAGCCAUUCAUGGACGAGCCAGUCACCAUUCCUGGAAAACCCAACUCGGAAAAUGAGAUAGUGGAUUUUGUCAAUCGACACCGAAGACCAACUCUAAGGAAGCUACGUGCCGAGGACAUGUUUGAAACCUGGGAGGAUGAUAUGGAUGGGAUUCACAUUGUGGCUUUUGCUGAGGAAGAGGAUCCAGAUGGGUAUGAAUUCUUGGAGAUACUGAAGGAGGUGGCAAGAGACAACACCAAGAACCCGGAUCUGAGCAUCUUGUGGAUUGACCCUGAUGACUUUCCCCUGCUGACUGCCUACUGGGAAAAGACCUUUAAAGUGGACCUGUUCAGACCUCAGAUCGGUGUGGUCAAUGUGACAGAUGCAGACAGCGUGUGGCUGAUAGCCAACGAUGAGGCUUUGCCCACAGCUGAGGAGCUGGAGGACUGGAUCGAGGACGUCCUCUCAGGGAAGGUCAACACAGAAGAUGAUGACCUUGAUGAGGAUGAUUUGAAUGAUGAUGAUGACAGUGAGAUCCAUGGUGAUGACUUCAGCGAUGAUGAUGACGAUGAUGACCAGGAUGAUGAUGAUGAUGAUUGAUUAAUAGAUAUGUCGCUAAUGAUUAGUACGUUUUAUAUGUCUGCUUUAGUGUUUAUAGAAUCCAAGUAGAAUAAAAUUGAAGGCAAUAAUAAUAAUAAUAAUAAUAAUAAUAAUAAUAAUAAUAAUACAGUUCCAUUGGUGCUGAAAUGACUUAUGAAGUGAAAACCACUACGUGUAGAUUGUUUUAUAAGAUUGCUAAGUUUGUGUUGUAAGGUGGAUGUAAGGUGUGUAGUAUGUUUCAGUAUGUUUCAGUAGAACUGCAAAAAUUUCUGUAUGAAACUCAUAUGAAAUUCAUUUAGAGCCAAA